AUGUCAGGUCUUACACGGUUCUCAUCCGUGAUCUCAGGCUCAAGUGCGCUCUCGCUGUCCACCUGGGUCUAUCUUUCUGACUGGAUCCUAGCGCUCAUUCUCGGACUAGGGUUUGUCUUUUACUUUCCGAGACUAGUAGGAUUCGUCUUGUCAUUCUUGCUCCGCCUAUUAGUGUGGAAGCGAUAUCAUACCCGUGUCACCUUGGAAGCUCUCCGUGUAUCUCCAUUGGGUGGCCGUAUCACUGCAAGGAAUGUGGUCUUAUCCACAUCUGACUACACCAUCUCCAUUGCUCGCCUCAACCUAACAUGGCGUUACUGGUUAUUCCGAGUCACUCGAGUAUCCAAGUAUUUCAUGGCCAUAGGCCAGGACUCGCCGGGUGAAGAAACAGGUUUGACGCCUGAAGACAACACGAAGCUCCCGACGAGCAUUGUGUUACUAUUAGAUGGCGUGGAGGUCUUCAUGUACAAUAGAAGUGUGUCCUACGACAAUAUCGUUCAAGCAUUGAAGAAGUCGGAGACCAGCGAGAAGGAAUCCCUGUUCCGCUAUUCCUCGUCGCUGGGUGACUCGCUGUCCUCGGGCACUUACCCAAAACGUGAGUCUCUGUCUUCUUCAGGUGAUAACGACAUCUCUGUUGCUUCCAACCCGCUAAAUUUCCCCAUGAAUUUACUUCCAAUUCGUAUUCGAAUCAAAAGGGGUGCAUUUGUUGUGGGAAAUCCUACUACACCAUCCAUAUUGGUUGCGUCUUUCAAAAAUGGAAAUGCCAUUCUAGAUGUAUCCAAAUCUCCAUGCAUACUUGAUAAAUAUCGUACUUCACUCGAUAUUACCAUGGACAAGUUCCAGGUCUCGUUGAAACCAAACAUCUCAUAUGAUCCUCUAAGAUAUACCCUGGAGACACCUGCUGGUCAGGCUACCAAGAAAAAGUCUACCACCUCCCACCAUGACUAUCUCCUCAGAAUUAGGAAAAUGGUGGAUAGGAUCUUGCCAGGCAAGAAAGCCUCUCACCUGGAGAAUCCCUUUGCACCUACAGGCUGGCGUGGAUUAAGAAGAUACAUCGACGAUUUUGAUGAUGAAAAAGUCGUGGAAAUCAGCGAUAUCGAAGAGUACGCAAAAUACAGUUUGGUGCUAGAUACAGCAUCUACCCAGCUUACUUAUUUCUAUGACGUUCCUGGCGUAUUUCCUCCUGAUUCCUCAGACGAAGCUGUCAACUAUACGGCACCUGAAUUUGGUGUUGACUUAGUUUUCUCUAUGGCUACCAUUCACUACGGAUCCUGGGCUGAUAGACAGCGUGGUCCUAUCCAAACGAUGCUAUUCCCUCCUUUGUCUAGAGACAGUGAACCUUCUAAAGUUUCCACCAAACCUGGUUCACCAAGAGGAUACGCUGGAUUCAAACUCUGCAUUUUCACUAAAGACGAGAUUAUUUUUCGACUCCCAACUCGUGAGUUGAGCAAAGAUAAGGAAAUUUUGACAACAACGGGCCACCGCCAGCAAAAGAUUACUCGACCCUUUGGUUGGAUCGAGCUCAAACUUAGAGAAAACUCCAAAAUUUCUUCCUUUACCUCGUACCUAGCAAAUCCAUCAGGCUGGCCAAAUACUCUCUCUGUGUAUAUGGACAGACCGGAAGCUAGGACUUCCGUUAAUCAUGACAUAAUGUUCUCUGCUGAUGAACAUAUACUUGACUGUGAUAUUGGGUUUCCGUUGGAGUGGAAUGGCAAGUGUACCUGGAAAUUCAAGAACAGAACAAAAAGCAUCAGAUUCUUUCUUUUGAGAGAGCACAUUUCAUUGAUGACAGACGUCGUUGCAGAUUUCUCGUCUGGAGACCCCGUGCCCUAUGAGUAUUAUCGGAAAUACGUGUACUUGUUGAAUUGGGAAAUGCUUGAUUAUAAACUUUUCUUCAACGUGAAUGACCACAACAUCAUCAAUGAUGCUUUGGAUUUCAACAAUAACAAAUAUCUUUGUUUCCAAGGUGAACUGCUUCGAGUAGAAUCAGUGAUUCCACUAAACGGGCCAUUCUCGAAGAGCACUAAAGUUGACUUCAAGAUUUUCACAACUUCUCUUGAUUUGUUUUUAAAGGUUCCUACUUGGCACACUGUCAGUGCCUUCAUGAAAGGAAACAAGAAAAUGGGUUCUACAGAUGCAUUCGAGAUUGCUGGUUACUACCAAUAUUACAAUGCUGUUGAGGUUGAUCACAACAAUUUCGCGGUUAUCAACGCAAUUGGUGAUAACAUAACUAUGUUAUUUUACGGAUACUUUAUCAGAUAUCUUUUUACACUCAGAGAGAAUUAUUUUGGUGACUUCAAAGAUUUCAAGACUUUUGAGGAGUAUACCAAUGGUCAAGCAUUUGCCGCUUCUGAGGAUUCUAAUGCCAGCACUGUUUCAGGAGAAUUUGAAAAAGUACCUGAUUAUUGGAACAUUCUCAAAACUGAAAAUGAUUUGAAUGUGCAUUUCACCUUCCUGGCACGCAAAGGUUUGAUUAUUUUGCCUUGUCAAAUUUAUGACCAUGCACAUCAUAUUGGCUUAUUGUUUGAUCAUUUAGAUGUCGACAUUCAUUUGACGCACUUUUACAUGGAUAUGCAAGCAGACUUCAGCACCGCGUUCGGGUACUACUUCAUGCCCGAGCAGUUUCCUAACAAAGACCUCAUUUGGUCCAUUCCUCAAUAUGAAGAGUCCUCCAAGCUAAGGAAGCCAGAUAUAACAUUCGACGGAUUCAGCGUUCACACCCAUAGAAUGUUUGGUUUAGCACCUGAUUUGUUGACUUACCAUUGUAAGUGGGAUUUCGCUAGUGACACGAUAAGAAUUGAGGGUGAGCCAGCUUGUCUCACGGGAUUAAAAGCAAUGUUCUCUGAUUUUGUCUUAGGCUUCAAGGACCUCGAGAACACUCUCAUUUAUCAUAUUCCUAUCGUCUAUGACAUGGCUAAUUUUAGUUUCAGGUGCCCCGAAAUAUCGAUGAAACUAGCAACUGGGGUCCAGAACACAUUUUUUGAGGUUUGUUUGAGCGACCUACUUAUUGGAUUCAAUGAUAUUGCUAACCAGCGAUAUUCAGACAGGAUUACUCUCUCCAUUCCAGAAAUUUUUAUGAAAGUGGUUAAUGAAACACAGGGCAUUUUACAUCAGGGAUCCUUGAAGACAUCCUUGACAUUAACUGACAUCUGCCAAAAAGCUAAUAUGCUCGAGCAUCGUCAAAAUCAGCAGAUGUAUGUCAGGAAAAAUGAUGCACCAACUCACCGUAUUCCAUUCAACUUAUUCAGUCAGAAUAAAAACAAUGUCUACUUAGAUGCUUUGGGUUCAUUGUUUGCAAGUGUAUCACUUCCGAAGGGUUCAUUUCCUUUAACUAAGGAAUACACAAGUUUGCAUUCGGAAUAUGAAUCUUCUAUUGAUCUAGACUCAGAUGAUGCAUCACUUUUGUCGUCUAAUGAAAUGGGAGAGGAUGAGGAUGAGGACAUAAGUCCUACAACUAAUUACCGUAAUGAAGAUUUCUGCCCUCAAACACCUCACAUUCCCGGAUUAAAACAUGAUACUUUUGUGUUGGAGUUUGGUGCAAUUGACGCAUUUAUAACGCCCGAAGGUACGAGCUCCUUGGGCUCGUUAAUGACAGGUUUCCAAAACCUCGACUUGCAAUUCCUUAUUGACAGAUUGCAGGUUGAAACUGUGAAGCAUCUUAAGAUGCUAAUUUUACCAGUAUCCAUGGUUGACAAUGUUAGGUUUGUGUGCCCAACGAUAAAUUUAAAGGUCGUUGAAAAGAGUCUUACAACGCCUGAUCUGGUUCUCUGUACAUCUCCCACGGUACCUGCAAUUUCAAUUUCUGUCUUGGAACCCUCAAUUGCAUUCUCUAAAAUCACACAAAGAACAAGAGAAGGUUUCACGCUUCGUGAAGUCAACUCAGUAACGUUUGCACUUCAUGUGAGAGAGAUUUAUAUCUCAGCGCACGAUCCUGACUUCUUUGGAUCACCGUUGACAGUCCAUGUGAGUGAUAUUGAAUCUUGGGGAACUAAAGAUGGUACAGCGGGGCUAGUGGUAUCAGGUUCUAUUAAAAAGCUUGAAACUUUCGCAGAGAGUACUCGUUUGGAGUGGACGUUGCGAUUCUUGGAUCUGAUUGAAUCAUUGUUAUCAGUUUCUAUCUCUAACAUGAAAAGCGCACUUAAAGCUGCUGAUGUUUGGAGGAAGGAAUUGAUCCACAUGUUAACAUUGGCAGCCAGGGAUGCAAACAUGCAACACGAUCCUGGUGUGAUUACAAAACCUGCCACAAUUCUUAAAGCUUGCGAUGAUCACGUCAGAAUUUACGAUAGUUGGAAGUUGAUUACUAAACUCAGGAGUAUCUUGAAUAAUUUAGCGAUCUACGAGGCAGAGAGAGACAGAUUUAAUUUGCGACAGUGGCGGAACCCUCCAGACGCACUUAAAGAGGUAAUUUCACUAUUUAGUAGCUGGCGUCCCUGGGAAGGAGACAUGGCUCAAAGAUCACAAUAUUUUCAUGCAUUAUUCGGAGAAAUUGAUACUGCCGUCGACAAGAACGUUAGAAUCAUGUUCAGCUUGAGGCAUGCAAUUACCAGGGUGAAUAUUGUGGGAAAUGAAAGUGACAUGAUUGCCUUACAUGGAGUUACCUCCAGCAUUUUUCACUUCGAAGCCCCCGAACUAAAUGCGCAGCAACCAAUCGAAAAGAUGAACGCUAUUAUCAAUAUAGAGGCCUUCGAUGGAGCUUUGAGGCCAACAGUGUUCAAGAUAAUGAAAACAGUCUCAACGUUUUUGGAGAAGAGGAAGAACACUUCCAAUGAUGUUUCAAGAUUACGGAAAGCACAAAGGGCUCCCGAAGUUGUCAAACUGAUGAAAUCGAUGUCGUUCCUCUUUCACCUCAGACUUGUUCAUUUGAGAUUCGACCUUCCACAUAUAUUCUGUGACUUUUACACUUAUGAUAACAUGUCCUCGUUUGAGCUUCACACCACAGAAAACUUUGACAAACAAAUGAGCGUGAAUUCACAGUCCAGUGAAUAUAGUAUCAGCUUUGGUGAGAAUGAUCACGAAUUUAUUGGGUUGUCUUUGCGAGAUCUCUGUCUUGUUUACUCAGGCUUACUCGGCAGAGUGGAUUCUCAAGUAUUGGAUGUGAAACUCGAUGAGCUUGAAUUCAAGAUCCUUGAAAGGGACGCUUCAUUAUGUCAAUUCCUUAGCAAUUUGGUUAACGAGGACUUGAAGGAGCUUGAGACCAUAUUUCCAUUUAGCCAGAACGUGUCUGCAACCCCUGUUGCGAAGACACUGAACGAACUUCCAAACUUCAAAUUAAACUUAAGUAUCGGCCAAAUCACUGCUCUAAUUGAGCUAUUGUAUCCAGCAAGGAUCCAUUAUUCUGCGCUCAAGUGCAGUUUUGCUUUCGGUCAUGAAAACGGAAACGUCUUCUUCAAAUACUAUCACAAAUCGGUCUUCAUGGACUUUUUCUUGCAUGAAUCACAAAUUUUGCAUUAUGAACAUUCAAGAAUGUUAGUACUGUCCCGCAUGAACUUGGAUGCUAAGUUGAAAUUGCUUUCAGGAGAAGUCGACUUGGGGUAUUUGAAGUUGACAAAUGGCCUGCUCGUGGGAACUCUUGAACUCAUCAUCAAACACGAACCAGCUCUUGAAAACAGGAUAAAAACACUUCUAGAGUUAGGAGAUAUAGUUUUCCCACCAAGAGAAACAAAGCUGCUAUCAGUGGAAAACACAACUACAAAAUCCAGUUACUUCGAUGAUCUAGCCCUUAAGUUGAAUGUGAACUUAGAGUAUUUCGGAUUUUCAACUCAUAAGGAUCGUUGUCGUUUCUCUCUUGAGUUCGAAGACAUCAGUUGGGUCUUUGCGAAUAUCAACCGAAGUAAUUUGGGACAAACUACACCAAUUUGGGGCGAGCUCACUAUUCCUUCUACAAGAAUCACAAUCGUGGACCCUCUGUUUUCGUUUGCUUUGUCAACUAUUUUGGACUUUAGUUUGGCCAUAAAAGUUCUAAACGACAAUACAUCAAAGAAAGAUGAACCUGCUCAAUCGUUGCAAAUUGAAUCACAACAUUUUCGGAUUUGUCUAAGUCCCCAGGUAUUAUUCAAGAUGGUCGAACUUGCUGAUGGCAUAAACAGGGUGUUAAAGAAGCACGAAAUGCUAAAGACUGAGGUAACAUACUCAGAAGCGAAACCUAAACAAGAAGACUUUAAUGUCUGUGAAGUUGAGAACCCGCAAAUUGAAGAUGAAAGUCUGCAGAAAAGUGGCCGUUUUCACUUUUCUUCUGUUCAUUUCCUCUCCUACAAUUUCUGCGUCGGAUGGCUUUUUGGCUCCACCCACAAGGACUACCCGGGAUUCAUUCUUGGCGCUGAAAGGGUUUUUGCUGUUACUAAAGCCGACUUAGGCAAGUUGACAUUAAUGGAAGGAUAUCUUUCUGUUGCGAAUGGAUCAACAACGACCAGUUUCUACAGUAUGCUGAGUGAGGUGGAUAGUCUUAAUCGCGCAUAUAUGCCACAUUUGCAAAUCAACUAUUUCCUGUCUGAUGAAAUUGGGUUGUGGAUCAAAAUCAUUGGAGAAGAAUUGGAUGUGAGAUUCAUGUCCAAUUCCAUAAGUUUGAUCGAGCGUGCCGUUCAGUCUGGGUCACAAGUUCAGUCGUACUUUGAACAGAGAACAAGAAACAUGCAGAAGGAGAAGAAUUUUACACCACCUUUCAAAGGGGGCUCAAAAGACUCAAUUGCAAAACGGAAAGGCAAGAGUCCGCUCAAUUUGAAGUUCAAGAAUGUGAAUAUUACGUCCAACUUUGCAGGUUCAAAGGUAUUCAUAUAUCGUUUGCAGGAGGAUAACUUGGAUAAUCCACCUUCAUUAUCUGUUCAUUCGCCUGCUGUACUGGCAGCUAUCAAUUACCAGCAUCAAAAGAAUCUGGAGAAGAAGCAUGUGGUCAAAGCCGAAAUUCUAUUGUCACCUUCUGACAAUACAUUGUAUUCAUCAUGUGUUCCUGUGUUGAUGGACUUCGUUGAUGCGUCCAAGCUGAUGUUUAGAUCUUCAAAGCCAAUCGCAGAAGAAUCUCCAGAAGUGACCGAGGCACUGAAUGGACAGCUGAAUGAAAAGUCAUCAGACAUGUCACGCAGUAUUGGAAACAUCUUGAAGGAAGUAAGUUUCCAUUUCGGUUUCAUUAUUGAGAAACAAAGGGUGUCACUUAGUUGUGAACCUACCGCCAAAGUUGCAGCCAUCGUUGAAUCUGAGGGUGGCUCGAUACACGGUUGUACUGGAUUGGAUUAUAACUCCAUUGAUGUCUUGAUUCAACUAAGCGGAAUUUCUGCAUCCUUACAGCAUAUAUAUUCUGACGAGAGAAGUGGCUCAUUUGAUAUCAAGAGUGUCUUGUUUUCAAGUUCAAUAACUUUUGAGCCAGACUUGAAUGUGGUCUCUUCUGUAAGCAUAAGUGAUGUUUCUGCUUAUGUGAAGAUGAAACAGUACCAAGAUGUGGAUUUGUUCAAGGACAUUUGGUAUCCAAAGAAAUACCAAUUUUCACAAAUGAGUUCUGAUACUCCAUCAGAGAAAUCGGUACAAAAAAGUUCUCAUGCCAAAUUCAGAGAGGUAUCUUCAACUUACGCCAUUCCAGUUGCACUCACUUUUAUUCUUUCGAACAUAUCACUUGAGUUUGACUUUGGCGCAGCUUUGGGAAUCAUUAUUCUUGAUCUUGAUAGGGCUUGGGCAACUUCAAGAAAAACUUCCAGUUGGUUCUACGAAUUUCAAUUUGGUUGCCAGACUUUAGUUGUUGGCAGUGAUGGCCGUUUGGGAGGAUACUUAAAAAUUGAAAAGCUCUUUCUCAAUUCUGCAAUCGAAUGGAAAUUCGAAGAGCUACCAUACUUGGACAUUCCUUUAGUACUUUUCGCUGCUGGAUUUGCCAAAGUGCAUUUGAAGGUUGCUUUUGAUGACCAUGUGUUCGCAUUUGCCAACCUUGAAGGAUGGAGAAUGGAUGCUUUUAACCGGAAGAAUGGAAUUAAUAUCUCUAAAGACCAUCUUUAUGUGAUGAUAAAGUACGACCGAGUUGAAGUGUUCUUGACGUCCUUAGCAGCAUCUGACUUCUCUGAUAUUUUCUCUACCGUCUCGCGUUUGAUUGAAGAAAAGGAAAAGUCGUAUAAGGAGAUUUUGAAGGAUUCCAACAAAGAGCAUUUAAUGCAAGAGAAGAUCGAUCCCAGUCAAUUGCUUGAAGUCGCCAAAAAACUAGAGACCAAGAUCGAAGUUAACACGGGUAUGACUACUCUUCAGGUAUAUCCACAAUCUCUAGAUGAUAGUAGAGUGCUUGUUGUAUCGUUGGAUACUUCACAGGCCAACUUUGUUCAGAAUGAGUAUUCCCUAGGUAUCAAGAAUGAGGUUGAGCUUCAGCUCAACAACUUAAAUGCGUCAUUAUCUAAUACUGCGGGGGUGAACCCUAAACAAAUCAAGGAUUUUGAAGUCGAACAAUUCGUGGAAUAUGCUAGAAAGUGCAAGGGAGGUAAUAUUCUUGGGUUCCCUAAGUUCAUGAUCUCCAUGAGGACCUACCAGAAGUACAACACCAAUGUGGUUGACUUUUUAUUCCAGUCUUCCUUCUCGGGUGCUGUCGACGUGAGAUGGAAUCUUGGAUCCGUGAAUUUGGUUCGGGAAAUGUACGCUGCCCACAAGAGAGCACUUUCAUCACGAACCGAAUACAAACGAAAGGAGGCGGUGCUACCAGUAAAGGAUGCACAUGAAAUCAAGAGUAAGGUCUUUGAAAAUCAAAAAGACGAAGAACUUGAUCCAAUGACAAUGGUCGAGAAACCUGAAGAUCCAAACGAGGACAUCGUGAACGAUUUGAAUGAAACACUUGAUAAAGUUGCCAAUCAUACGAAGUUCCAGUACGUUGCCAUGGCUCCGCCUGUAAUCGAAGCGCCACAAUUAAAGGAACUUGGGAAUGCUACUCCCCCACUUGAGUGGUUUGGACUACACAGAAAUAAGUUUCCUGAUGCUACACAUCAGUUUGUGAUUGUUACCUUACAGAAGCUCAUUCAUGAGAUCGAACAACAGUACUCCAAGGCAUUAGGAGAUGAUUAA
Sungouiella intermedia is the source of this 9015-nucleotide messenger RNA. Lineage: Eukaryota; Fungi; Ascomycota; Pichiomycetes; Serinales; Metschnikowiaceae. The record is from the annotation of a GenBank genome assembly.